AUGGCCCACGUUUCUUACUCUCAGCUGGAGGAACCAAUUGCCCACAGCCCCAGCCAUCCAUCACCUACAUCCUCCUCAGACAAGGAAAACCCACGACAUUCAAACAAAAAAAGCACCGCCCAGAUGCCGUCAGCUAGCACAUCCAAACGUCGCCGUCUUACAGAUCGCACCUCCAAUACUCAGUCGCAAAUGGACUCGUCACGGCGCAAUAAUAGCACGAAAUACUAUGAUCCUGAUCAAGAUCCCGAGGAGCGAAGACGUAAUCGAAAGGGGUUUAGAGAUUUGCAACACGAUGUCCACACUUCACGAGCCGAGUUUAUGCGGACAGGCAAUGACGGAAUCAAGAAGACCCUUGAGAAGGCCAACGAACUGUAUGCUGGUGUAAAGCAGACGUCAGACGCCACUCUCGACUCACGCCUGCUCGUUAAUGUAGCGGAUCUCUCUCACAAAAAGACCGCACAAAUUGCGCUCGGGGACAACACUGCCGGUAUAGAUGUCGACGAAUUCGUCUCCAAGUGUAUUUCCUAUAUGCGCCGGGGACCUGAACUCUCGACUCUCACGCCUAACGCGGGAACACGCCGACGUCGCCAUGCUGCGACCCAGAGAGACCCGGAUGAUAGCGACGAGGCGGAUGAGGGUGACGCGAUGAACUGGGAUUGGCUAGGUCGAACCGCCUGUCUUCCUUGCAAUUCCCGGCCUACCGUAUCUGGAUGGCUGCUGGGACCACUCUCCGUUCAAAAAAAGACGCGCCAACUGACGCAGCGCACUCAGACCGAGCGAUUCGACCCUACACAGCUCACUAAGCCCAAUGAAUUGGUGCAAGAUGACCUUAGUGGACAAGAGAACGCGAACUUAACAACCAUUUGCCAAAAUAUCAACACUUUGCUAGGCAAAAUCCAAAUUGAGGGCCAAGAGGCUGUGGACACAAAGCUCAGUGAGAUGGAAGACGAACCAAAGGAAGAGACGAAGCAGAAGAUGAUGGCCGACCAUAAUGUUGCGGAUGAUGGCGGAGUUCCUCUUUUCCGCUUCUGUAUCAACCCGCAUUCAUUUGGCCAAAGCGUCGAGAAUCUUUUUUAUGUCAGCUUCCUGGUCCGAGACGGCAGUGUCGGUGUUAGCUCAGAUAGCCGUGAGCUACCAACUCUCCAUACUUCCCGCCCGUAUCAACCAAGUGACGCCCAAGCUCGGGGCAUACAGAAGCGCCAGGCCAUUUUCAGCCUCGAUUUUGAGACCUGGGAGCAGUUGGUGGAUGUAUUUAACAUCACAGAGUCGAUCAUUCCCCACCGCAAUGAGAGUGCGGAUGAGGCUGCGACAACUUGGUACGGUGGCCGCUGA
Molecule: messenger RNA, 1332 nt
Organism: Penicillium longicatenatum
Lineage: Eukaryota; Fungi; Ascomycota; Eurotiomycetes; Eurotiales; Aspergillaceae
Exons: 3
Coding region: 1-1332 (443 amino acids)
Biological process (GO): DNA repair
Cellular component (GO): nucleus; Smc5-Smc6 complex
Source: RefSeq, a predicted model, not a curated record